This is a messenger RNA of Dentiscutata heterogama, 220 nucleotides long. The record is from the annotation of a GenBank genome assembly. Lineage: Eukaryota; Fungi; Glomeromycota; Glomeromycetes; Diversisporales; Gigasporaceae.
AUGGAAAAACCAUCCAAAAUUGGAUACCUUAGCGGUGUUUCGUUACUGGUUUCUUCGAUGACAGGGCCAGGGUUGGUGACAGUACCCUUAUUAUUCCAAACUUCAGGAUGGAUAACAUCUAUGAUAAUCAUAAUUCUGGUUGUAUUUUUAUCGUCAUCUGCUGCUUUAUUAUUAUGUGAAGCAAUUGGAUCUUUGCCCAGUAACGAAAAAUUCACGGUUC